AUGUUAAUACCACCCGGCGCGGGCAUUUUCUUCUACUGCUGCUGCGGGCUCCUCCGUCCGAGACAGAUGUUGCGAAACCAAGGCCUCCUCAAGUGCCGCUGCCGCAUGCUCUUCAAUGACCUGAAGGUCUUCCUCCUGCGGAGACCCCCCGCGCCGCCGCCGCCCUCCCCGCCGCCGCCGCUCCCCAUGCCCGGCGGCGCAGAGGCGGCGGCGGGGGCCGCACCGCCCGGGGGGCGCGGGCCCGGCUGGCGGGCGGCGGCGGCAGGAGGCGGCGGCGGAGCGGGCAGCCCGGCCGCCGAGGAGUGGGACAGCCCCGCUGGGGAGCCGCCCGCCUCCCUGCCCAGCAGCACCUCCUCUGAUGACUUCGGCAAGGGCAAGGCCGAGGACCGCUACUCGCUGGGCAGCAGCGUCGACAGCGGCAUCCGCACCCCUCUCUGCAGGAUCUGCUUCCAGGGGCCCGAGCAGGGGGAGUUGCUGAGCCCGUGUCGAUGCGACGGAUCGGUGAAGUGCACACACCAGCCAUGUCUGAUCAAAUGGAUUAGCGAGAGAGGCUGCUGGAGCUGUGAGCUGUGUUACUACAAGUAUCAUGUCAUUGCCAUAAGCACAAAGAACCCUCUGCAGUGGCAGGCCAUCUCUCUGACGGUCAUUGAGAAGGUUCAGAUAGCAGCGGCCAUCCUGGGUUCCCUCUUCCUCAUCGCCAGUAUCUCGUGGCUCAUCUGGUCGACCUUCAGUCCUUCAGCCAAGUGGCAGCGCCAGGACCUGCUCUUCCAGAUCUGCUAUGGAAUGUAUGGCUUCAUGGACAUUGUCUGUAUAGGUCUAAUAAUACACGAAGGGCCCUCGGUUUACCGGAUUUUUAAACGGUGGCAGGCGGUCAAUCAGCAGUGGAAAGUGCUGAACUAUGACAAAACAAAGGACAUGGAGGAACAAAAAACAGGGACCAGGACAAAUCAGCGCCCUUCCUCCCAAACCACCCACUCGUCCUCCACUGGUGGUACAGCCACUAACUCUGCUCCAGCCGACAGCGGGGCACGGGCUGCCGGCCAUGCCACAGGCACCCUCUCUGACCACCACUGUGCUUAUACCAUCCUGCAUAUACUCAGCCACCUGAGGCCUCACGAACAGAGGAGUCAGUCUAGUAGUAACAGAGAGCUCGUCAUGAGGGUCACGACAGUCUGA
Messenger RNA from Calypte anna (Anna's hummingbird), 1176 nucleotides. It is a transcript of the gene MARCHF4, whose product is annotated as membrane associated ring-CH-type finger 4. The record is from RefSeq and is a predicted model, not a curated record. Gene Ontology annotation, molecular function: zinc ion binding; ubiquitin-protein transferase activity. NCBI's taxonomy places the organism in Eukaryota, Metazoa, Chordata, Aves, Apodiformes, Trochilidae. The coding region runs from base 1 to 1176 and encodes 391 amino acids. Gene Ontology annotation, biological process: protein ubiquitination. The transcript is spliced from 4 exons.